AUGUCGCAGAUCACAGUAUUAGGCUUCUUGCCAUCGCGGUCAGCCGACCAAGGAGUCAGUGCCAUUCACUGGGCAAUCCUGCUCACACCAAUCACCGAAGCCCAACAGCAGCAGCGGCAGCAGGACCCGUCUGCACCCAGGCCCAAAGCCAAGUCUCUCUUCUCCAGCUCCCGGCUUCUGUCGAAGUCGGGCAGUAAUACCCCUCCUCCGCUCGAAACGGUGCUUUAUGACAUGCACCGUCACCAACUUCGCCAGCAGGCGUUCCCUGUCCCGAUCCCGGUCAGAGCGGCUGCCGCCGAGCAGUCGAAACCAUCACCAGAAGCAGACGUUGCCGCAGAGACUCCCCAGGAGACGACGACAGACAUCAGCUCGGACAUUCCCAACCAACCAUUCCGCCUGGCUCUCCGGAUCCUGCUGAGUACGCAUCAUCUACCUGUCACCAAACUCGCCUCUAGAGUCUCGACCUUGCUCUACCGAACUCCAACCUAUGGGCCCGAAGAGGAUUGGCUCCUUGCUGCACUUGAUAUGUUGGUGGGGUCGGGCAUCCUCGAGCCAGCUCAGAACUUCGAUGCGGAGGGUGUGCUGGCGUUUGCCGGAGAGAGCGCUAAAGAGUACCUUCUCCAGGUCGACCAAGGGCUCCAGCGGGAGCCGGAAGUGCUAGAGCUGGACUACGCGAGCCACAUGCGGAACAUGGAACAGGUCAAAGCCAUGUUUGGACAUCGGACACAACACGUAACGCCACCUUACACGCCCUCGCAGACGCCCUCUCCUCCAUCCGUCUCGCCCACGAGGGGAGUUGCAGCAGCAGACGCAGAGCGGAGGCGUUCCAGCACGAAAUCCCUUUUCCACCACCACCACUCCUCGAAGCCUCGGUCGUCGUCGUCGUCGUUGACCAGCCCGAGCGACGGGCCGGGCAAGGCACACAAGUUCCUGGGUUUCCGUGUCUCGCCGUCGCCGACGUCGUACGCGCCGCGGCAGCGAUGGGCAUCCGGUGAAGGUAUGAGGCGCGCAUUCUAUGAGAGGCAGGAUGAUCCGUACGGCGGGCUGAUGUGA
Messenger RNA from Fonsecaea erecta, 1053 nucleotides. RefSeq lists its product as hypothetical. The coding region runs from base 1 to 1053 and encodes 350 amino acids. The transcript has a single exon. The record is from RefSeq and is a predicted model, not a curated record. NCBI's taxonomy places the organism in Eukaryota, Fungi, Ascomycota, Eurotiomycetes, Chaetothyriales, Herpotrichiellaceae.